Didymosphaeria variabile is the source of this 3027-nucleotide messenger RNA. RefSeq lists its product as uncharacterized. The transcript is spliced from 6 exons. Lineage: Eukaryota; Fungi; Ascomycota; Dothideomycetes; Pleosporales; Didymosphaeriaceae. The coding region runs from base 1 to 3027 and encodes 1008 amino acids. Gene Ontology annotation, biological process: regulation of transcription by RNA polymerase II. The record is from RefSeq and is a predicted model, not a curated record. Gene Ontology annotation, cellular component: Rpd3S complex.
AUGCCGGCUGUCCGCAAGUCAAAAUCGCGAACCAGCACUCCUACCCUCCACGGCAAUUCUUCGCCCUACCAGGCGGAACCACGGAAAUCAAAGAUGCAAAGUUCACUUGACACCUGGGUUGAGCCCGCGCCUCAAAACCCUGCUCCCUCCUUCGAAGAGCACGGCUUCGCGCGACACGGCGUCCUCGAAACCAUGGCAGCUCUCGGCGUCCCUCCUACCACCCGCGUCAAGCAGAAGGCCCGCAGCUUGGGUGAAUCGCUUGCGAAGGGCCCCCUCCUGGGCAGGAAAGGCGCGGCUUUUGGUGAAGAGGAGGGAUCUACCCCGGAAUUGACGCCCGCUCCUGAAGUCGAACGCGACGACUCCGAGCGCCUGGAAGAGGACGACGACGUACCAAUGCCCUUCCUAGAGCAGGACGAGGAUGAGGACGACGACUACAUGCCCAAGCCGGGCCCGAAGAAGAAGCUGAAGACUUCACAUGGCACCAAAACACCUGUCAGGGGUAAAAGCACUGCGCAAAACAAGCCGGCCAGCAACGCAAAAUCACCGGCCAAGAACGGCAUGAGCAAGAACACAUCCGCGACUCCUGCGCUUGCGGACACACAUGGCAACACUCCGGCUCACACCUUGGAUGCAGCACUGAUGCAGACCAUCGAGAUCGCGGUCAACGAUGCCCAUGCUCGUUCUAUUAGGGAUAAUCGACCUAAUGUCGGCAUCGCUUUGAGGAGAAUGUUCAACAGCGGCAAGUCUGAUGUGACGCUGGCGCAUGCUUUGAACGGAAUUAUCCAUCAGAAAGAGUCGGCCGAGGACUGGUCAAAUUUCCGCGGCUUCAUCAAGGCAACCAAAAAGACCAUUAAGCGCGAGUGGAAAAUUCAAAAGGCAGAAGAGGCGGCAAAAGCUAAGAAAACGCACGCUUCGUCCGAGUUCACAGCGCGCGAUGAGUUCGAUUUGUCCUCACCAGCUGCUGGAGGUGAAGGCGCACCCCACCCCACCAAUUUCGAGGUCCAGCCCGCUAUUGUUGCAUCCUUCACAAAAUCCCCUUCACUUGAUGCUACUCGAUCUCCUGCAGAUAGUUCUGAUGGUAUUGAAGUUGAUGGACCAACCCCCCACCCUUUUAGCACUGCCCCGGCCUUCCCGGCAGCUCAAGCAUCAACCCCGCCCACUCCUCGGAUGGGAUCCACGUCGCCUCGUAAACGCACUGCGAACGGCACUCUUGCUCCUAGUAACGAGGCAGAUGCCGCCUCUACUGCUGCUCCUACUCCCGUUCCCAAGUCGCCUACCGGCAGUGACUCGGGGCUAUCGGAAGUUGACGAGGAAAUUCUCCACACAGGACCUCCACAAGCUACCGCUCAGGUAAAUGGCAAUGGUGCCGCAGCAUUCAACAAGAAAUUGAAGAACCUCUCGGGACGCGGCGGCAAAAAACAACAGGCUUCUCGGGCCAGCUCCGAAAAGCCGCCCCCCAAACCGCACCGAAAGUUCAAACAGAACGCGCCGCGAACCGCAGAGCAGCUGGUCGAAGAGGCGGAGAUCGAGAGGAGGCGACAUGAGCUAGCUUACGACCAGCAAAAGCGCUUUGGUGAGCAGCUGUCUGGCUAUGCACAAGUGUCCGACAUGCGCUUCGACGACGACGAGACAGCAUCCAUGACAGAGUCCAUUGCUGCCAUGGGCCCGCCAGGCGACAUCAAUAGGCCACGAAGAACAGGCCGUCCAACUGCGCGCAACGGCAUGUCCAUCCAGACCGGCGGCAUGAAACGCGGACGGGAGAAUUCUAUCUUCUCGUCACCGCACCCCGACUCGGCAGCGACCAGCCGACCCUCUACGCCUGCAGCCGUCAGUCACAUGCCGAGCAAGCGCUUGAAGUUGAACAACGGCCAGGCUGGGCAGGGAAGCCAGGCAGCGAGAACGAAGAAAUCGCCGGUCAAGAAUCGCGAUGGGCCUAUUGCCGGAAUCCCACAUACUGGCGGUGGCGGUUCGAGACAGUCGGGGCCUGAUGACAAUGACCCAGAUCUUCCCAUAGACACGCCGUUACGACCGCUUUUCCAGACGCUUGAACACAUUAACACGCGCGCGUUCACGCUGCCAGCCGAUAUACAAAAUCACUUUGAGAAUGUUGCUGCGCGUCCUGAUGGCUCAUACCACGAAGACGUCAAGAAGUUCCCUCUCUCCAAAAACAGUGGCUAUGGCUACCAGAAACCUGAUUACACAAAGGUUCUUGAUGGCGAUAAACCAAUUUUGUGUGCAUCAUGCGGACUGACUUCUGGCGGGAAACGCCAGAUGCUGAAGUGCGACUACUGCGCGGCUUACUGGCACCUGGACUGUCUGGAUCCUCCCAUGGCAAAUCCACCCCACAUCAACCUUGAGUCCUCGCAUCGUGACGCGUGGCGAUGUCCGCGUCACAUUGAGCACGAUUUCCGCAGCGGAAAUGUUACACAGAAUGAUAUCAACGGCGCACAAGACGAUGUCAUGGUCGACGCGCCAACUCCUAGGCUUGGCCGGAAGGUGCGCAAGCCUAGGCAUCCUCAGGUCAUCCAACCUACUUUCUCACGUGGCAUUCGCAACAAUGGACUGAUCGAUGUCUUGAACGAUCCCGACGACGACACUGAUGGCGAGGGUAAUUACGUGUUUGGUGGUGAAGAGAAGGACAGUAGCUCGAGCGUCUACCGUGUGCCGGAGAAGGGCCUCAUUCUCGAUUUUAUCGACAAGGUCAAGACCGGCCGUAUCAACAAGGCGGCAAAGCUUGCGCAGAGCCGUGCGCAGAGCAAGGCAUCAAGGCAGAAUUUUGCCGCUCGUCCGAUCCAGCAACAACAGGCUGCUCUCAACCUGGCGAAACUGGCCAACAAAGAAACGGACAUUGGUCUCAAUGAGAGCAGCGUCGAUGCGCUUAUUCUGAGUCUCACGGCCGAAGCUCCGAAAGACGUCGUCACGGCCAUCGACACUGCUGCACCGCCCCCGGUUUCCAACGAGGAACGCGAAAUGCUCCUGAAGUUGCAAAAGCUAAUCAAGGCUCGUCUUGAUGGUGCCACAGCGUGA